GUCUCUCUCUCUCUCUCUCUCCGGUCCACACACCUCAGUGUCAGUGUCUUCACUGAGCCUCACAUCUGUGUCCGGCAGCUGCUACCAUGACUCUGCUGUCCACAGAAAAUACCGCAGUCUCCCUCAGACUGUUAAUUUGAUAGCGUGACAUUAAAUCAGCUGGGAAUGGAGGGUCACGGGAGUCAGCUGGCCGAGGAGGAACUCCUGAACCUGGGGAAGGAGGAUCUGAUCCGGAGGCUGCGGAGGCUGGAGAGCCGCAACAUGGAGCUGAUGCUGGAACACGGACACUUGAUGAAGGAGGUGAACCGGAGUCUGCAGGUCCACCUGCAUGAGAUCCGCAGUCUGAAAGAGGUCAACCAGAAACUUCAGGACGACAACCAGGAACUGAGGGAGCUGUGCUGCUUCCUGGACGACGACCGACAGAAGGACAGAAAGGUGUCCCGGGAGUGGCAGCGCUUCGGCCGCUACACGGCUAGCGUCUUGUGGAAGGAACUGGGACUGUACCAACAGAAGCUGCGGGAGCUGGAGCUCAGUCAGGAGGCGCUGAGGGCGGAGAACGUGGAGCUGAAGGACAUCGUCCUCAUGCUGGAUGAGGAGAGGAGCGGAGCCGGAUCCCGGAACUCAAUCGACAGCCAGUCCAGCCUGCAGGGCCAGCUGAGCGGCUCGGUGUCAGUUCGGGACGUCGGGGAUGGAAGUAGCACGUCCAGUACCGGGAGCGCUGGUAGUCCAGACCAUCAACCCCACAACCAGUCACAGAAAACAGCAUCUCUGAGAAGAUCAAUGGAAGAUCUGUCUGCGGCUUACCUGCAAAGAGAUGCAUCAUCUGGCUACAUCACACAGCUGGAGAACAAGGUGAGGAUGCUGGAGGGUGAAAAUCAAUGGCUGCUGUCACAGGAGGUAUUAAAUGACAUCCAGGGUGUUUGGAAUGCUCACCGUAUAAGACCCUCCAAAAACACCAACGUGCCCAGUGGGAUACCUAAUGUCAUGUACAUCAUCUUUGGGGUGCAGAAGACAGUCUUGUUCCGCUGACUGAAGAUGUGACCUCAUGUAAAGACAGCUGCACAUUUGUCAGUUCAGUCCCAUGUGAUGUGGACAUGUUUGAUUUGUGCACAAUAGUAAUGGAGGAAUCGAGCUCGGAGUUCCUAUCGACCAUGUUCCAGGCACUUGAUUUAUAUUUCCAUCUGAGGGACAUGGUUCGUCCAGUAAUUUGAGGACCAAACAUACAAAUCAUGUAUUACAUUGGGUACUUUAGUGCAUGUUUGCUUAAUGUACAUAUUACUUUUCAUGUUUGUGUGAUUAUCUUGUAUUCUUGUUUAAACCAAAAUAAUGAGAAAAGACUGUAUAACUUAUCGAUUACUAAUCAAUUACACAAGGAGACCAAGUAGGCUACUAUAUAGUGUUUAUGUGUGCAUCAUUAUGAUGGUUGUAUCAUCAAUGCUCCGUAUGUUUCCUGAGCCUCUGUUUUAAAUGGUGAAAGAGAUUAAAUCAAUCUAAUAUUUCAUAAACAAUUGUUUCUUCCAAAUCACAGCACAUUUAUAUCACUUGAAAGUGAGGUGUAAAUGAACUGGGUGGUGUCAUUAAAAAUGUCCAAGUGUUCAGAUGUAUGGAAUGUAACAGAGAGGACAUCAACAUUUUGAACAAACUUGAAUGGUUUAUUCAAGUCAGUCUUUUUCAAAAUACACCAUAGUAAAAAACAGAACAAGUUGUAUUUGUACAUAACAGGAUAAGAAUAGUAUUCAAACCUCCUGUUAGGCAGCAUCAUACUGAUAGUGUUACAGUUAUUUAAACUUCUUUAAAGUGUAAACAACUCCUGUAAACAUCUCACUUAUUUUUAAGUUGAAAACAUCAGCUCACAUUCUUGUUUCUACUGGGGUUGUUACAACCAACUGUAAUAUUAAAGGCGACAUAGACCGAAAGCUCCGAUUAACGCUGCUUUUGUGUGUG
Molecule: messenger RNA, 1944 nt
Organism: Solea senegalensis (Senegalese sole)
Lineage: Eukaryota; Metazoa; Chordata; Actinopteri; Pleuronectiformes; Soleidae
Product: coiled-coil domain-containing protein 85C-B-like
Exons: 3
Coding region: 166-1029 (287 amino acids)
Cellular component (GO): apical junction complex
Source: RefSeq, a predicted model, not a curated record